Cyclospora cayetanensis is the source of this 2685-nucleotide messenger RNA. Its product is annotated as polypeptide N-acetylgalactosaminyltransferase 13. Bases 1 to 2685 code for a protein of 894 amino acids. Lineage: Eukaryota; Apicomplexa; Conoidasida; Eucoccidiorida; Eimeriidae. Gene Ontology annotation, cellular component: Golgi apparatus. The record is from RefSeq and is a predicted model, not a curated record. The transcript has 12 exons.
AUGAUUUUGCAUGGGUCCCCUCACACGGGAUUCCUCCCGCGGCUUCAUACGGAAGGUAGCAAUAGCGGAUCUUUUUCAGUUAGAAGGACUCGACUGAGCCCGCCAGGCCUGGGCAGCUGCGGCUCUACGACCACCAGUUCGUCUAGUGAAUUUAUGGUUGUUUCGCGCCAUUCUCAUCAUUCAAGAGAAGCUUCCAGACGAUGGCGUUGGCGAUUCUGCCAGAUUCCGAGCAGAAUUACGAAUUGGCAAUCUUCGUGGCGCUCUUGCGCCCUAUUCCUCCUCCUAAUGAUAUGCAUUUUGACGCAAAUAUUCAUCUUUUUCCAAGUCACACGCAAUGCACACGCGUACCUAGUAUCCAGGCCGGUACUUAAGGGUCCAGGGCCCCUCGGGCAGGAAAUAGGUGUAUUAGCAGAAGAGUAUGCAGGAACGGAUAAGAAGCCCCCCUAUGUCGGAUCAAGCACUUUCUUAAAAGGACUCCGCCCCAAGAGCCGUGGCUGGUUUAAUUCUCUGGCGGUCUUUCCUGGAUGCAGCAGUGAAGCGCUGCACGGGCAGCUGGGAGUAACAGCCGAAGGAAAGUUUCUUUGGACGCCAGCGGAUAUGCCCGGCCCCAUAGACGCCCCUUCAGUAAACAAGACGGAGGAACUAAAAAGUGGGGGAGGCUUUUACUUGAAGCUUUCAGACGCCCUGCCACUAGAUCGGCAUCCACCAGACAACCGAGCUCCUGCGUGCAAAAACGUGGAUUACAAUUUGCAGGAACUCAGCGACAACUUGGACGUGGCGAUUGUCAUUACGUACCACAACGAGCCCAUGUCCACUCUCCUACGAUCUGUGCAUUCGAUCCUUAACUUCACACCUCCUCCUCUCGUGCGAGAAAUCAUCUUGGUGGAUGACUUUUCUAACACCACAGCACUGCUUCCAGGCAACGAAGUGGAACAAUAUCUUCCUUAUCUUCCGAAAGUCAGGCUGAUUCGAAUGGAACAGAGGAGCGGCAUAGUGCCUGCAAGAAUGCGGGGGAUAAGAUCUGCUAAAGCGCCUGUCGUUGUAAUCUUGGACAGCCAUAUCGAAGUCAAUGAAGGAUGGCUGGAGCCGCAGCUACUUAGAAUACAGGAAUCGCCAAAGUCGUUUGUAUUUCCUCAAACGCUGUCGAUCGUCGCAACCAGCUUUGAUUAUACCAAAGACUCGGGCAUUGGGUGCUUCGUGUCCUUUGAUUGGAACGUCCAGGAAAAGUCUCAAGUUGCAGGGUUUUGGGGAAGUACAAGUGCAAUGCCGUCUCCCAUGCACGGAGGAGGCCUUUUGGCUUUCAGAAAAGACACGUUCUUUGAAAUCGGAGGGUACGACGAGGGCUUCAGCAUGUGGGGGGCCGAAAACGUGGAGUUCAGUUUUAGAAUCUGGAUGUGCGGCGCAAAACUUGAAUGCGCGCCUUGUGCCAACGUAUAUCACAUAUUUAGAUCUGGAGGUACCGGCUACCACGUGCCAGCUGGGAGUGUUUGGAGGAACAGAAUGCGAACGGCUCAGCUUUGGAUGGGCGACUACCUUCCUUUGGCCGCAGCAUUCAAUUCUUUUCAUUUGUCGCACUCUGAACCGCUACUGGCAGACACUUCCAAGAUGCUGAAGCUGAAGGAGAAGCUCCAGUGCAAAGACAUACAUUGGUUUCUCAAGGAGGUGGAUCCUAACCACGAGUUCAGGGACCUAAACACAGCUCUUUCCGGGAUAGGAGACGUAAGAAGUGUGUACCGUCCAAAUAUCUGUUUGGAUGCUUUAGGGGAGACCGACGUAGGGAACACUGUGGGUCUCUAUCAGUGCCACGGACAACUAGGCAACCAAGGAUUUAUGCUCAUCAACGAGUCCAAGCAGCUGCGGUUCAUCGGUACAGGCAAGGUCAGUCGGAGCCGUCUCUGCAUGAAGCCGCCGGGGGUAUUCGAAAAGUGCACGAAGCAGCAGUUGGUAGGGCACAUGGCUUUCGAUGCGGCGGAAGGGAGCAUUCGAUGGACGGGACAGGGGCCUUACGAAGACCACUGCUUGGGGCUUGCUGAAGAUGAAGCGUUGGGAAAGUGGGUGUUAACGUGGAGCCGCUGCACAGCGGGAGACGCGCGUCAGCAGUGGGCGUGGCCGCCCUUUCCUUCUCCCCUGUAUUUCCCUAAGCAGCUGACAGAAGGCUACGAGGCCUACAAGGCCCUUGAGGCCUGGAGAGAGCAGGCAGUGGAAAUACGCAGCAAAAAAGACACGAACUACUGUCUGGAUGCACUCCAGCAGCGGUACGCGGGAUCUCCCCUUUCGGUCUUCUGGUGCCACGGAGAACUCGGCACGCAAGGCUUCACCUUCAUAGCGGAAAGAAGUUUGCUGCUGGCUCAUGCAAGGGGGACGUACGGGACACCCCUGCUCUGCGUGGGACCGCCAAAGAAUCUUUAUUCUUGCUCUGACACUGCACGCGCGAAGGGAGUUUCCUUCAGUUCCGACGGACGAAUCCUGUGGAGGCAAGCAAACGGAAGCGACGCGGCAGAAACACUUUGUCUUACGGUCCUUAAAGACCCCACCACGCCGAUUUCGAAGGUAGGAGGCCGCUGUUACGCAGCGCAGUCCAGCAUGCGUGCACUGGCGAAGCGAGCAGGAGGGGUGUCUGUUUUGAGGCAUCAGGCUCGCCCUUCGGGUUUAGGGAUGGGAAUGAAGGCUGCUUGUCUCCCAUGA